GUAAAUCUUCGGCUUAAACCCAAACCCAAAACGGAUUGUAUUUCCUUCAUUCCUUGCGCUCCACAUAUAAUAAUACCUCGGCCAAAAAACCCAGAAACCCACAUAAUCGAAGGUCCCUUUCAGUCUUCCGUUGAAGACCCAAUCAUUACUGUCAGCACCCUUUCUUGCUAGGUCUUGAGUUGAUGUUGAAAUUUUGACUUGCAUCAUGGGUUCCAUUUGUUCCUGUUUCCAUGUCCCGGAUGUUGAUGACAACUUGGAGUCGAAUAGUCCGAAUAAUGGUAACUGCAGUUGUCUAAAUUGCUGCGUCCAAAACAUAAUGAAUAAGUGUGGAGUUCUAUUUGGCAGAGCAGGAAUGCAUGCUUCCUCUUCAUCUAAUCAUGAAGCAGCCUCUUCAAAUUCUAUGGUGGCAGUCAACAAUUCAUCUGAAGCUAGUAGGGCUCAAAAUAGACCCUUGCCAAACAGUGAAAGUCCAAGGCAUUCACUACUGCAACAGGAUGUUCUGGUGACAAGACACGAGAAAAGCUCAGGUCAUUCACGAGUAGAGCCGGAACCAUUUGGAGAAGGCAAUGUCCAAGCAAACCUCAAAUCAUUAGGUGGAGGAAACAAACCAAUUGGAUCUUACCGUGAAGGGAGAUCAAAAGAAUGCUUUUCUGAGUCCUCUCUGACAAUCUUGUCGGCAAAAGGAGAAAGUAGAGGUCAAUAUUUCUAUGGUUCAUCAGAAGAUGAGGAUGUCUGUCCGACAUGUCUUGAAGAAUACACCCCCGAAAAUCCAAAGAUAAAUACAAAAUGUUCUCACCAUUAUCACCUCGGUUGUAUAUAUGAGUGGAUGGAGAGAAGCAAUAGCUGUCCAGUUUGUGGAAGGUUGAUGGUAUUUGAUGAGAACACUUGAUCGUAAGUUGAAGCGAAGUUGAUUGAAGACAGACGUGAGAACUGUAAGAAAAAAAGAAAACUGCAAAUUUGUCAAUAGCCUUACUGAAUUUGCCCAUCAGCAACAAAAGGUUUUUCAAGUUGGUAGGUAGCAUGUACAUUUUGACAGGGUGCUUUUGUUCAUAUUAGUUUUAUUGUGAGGAUGUCUUGUUCAUUUGUCACAAGGUGGUGAAAGAUGGAUAUAUAAUCACUGAAGAAAGAUAUGACAGAUAAUGCAAAC
Ilex paraguariensis (yerba mate) is the source of this 1147-nucleotide messenger RNA. Lineage: Eukaryota; Viridiplantae; Streptophyta; Magnoliopsida; Aquifoliales; Aquifoliaceae. The record is from the annotation of a GenBank genome assembly.